Molecule: messenger RNA, 2913 nt
Organism: Trachemys scripta elegans
Lineage: Eukaryota; Metazoa; Chordata; Testudines; Emydidae
Gene: MTMR6
Product: myotubularin related protein 6
Exons: 14
Coding region: 90-1958 (622 amino acids)
Biological process (GO): dephosphorylation
Cellular component (GO): nuclear envelope
Molecular function (GO): phosphatidylinositol-3,5-bisphosphate phosphatase activity
Source: RefSeq, a predicted model, not a curated record
CGGAAAUGUCUCCAGGUGACGGCGGCUCUGGCAGGGAGACGCCGGGCGUAGCGGGGCGGUGGCAGCUGUGAGCGGCGGCGGGAGCUACCAUGGAGCACAUCCGCACCACCAAGGUAGAGCAGGUGAAAUUAAUAGACCGUUUCAGCACCAGCAACAAAUCGUUAAUGGGAACUCUGUACCUUACAGCAACGCAUCUGUUAUUUAUAGACUCCAGCCAGAAGGAGACUUGGAUACUGCAUCAUCAUAUCGCUGCAGUGGAGAAACUUGCCUUGACUACUUCAGGCUGCCCUCUUGUGAUCCAGUGCAAGAACUUCAGGGUAGUUCACUUUAUUGUUCCCAGAGAAAGGGAUUGUCAUGACAUUUACAACUCUUUGCUGCAACUGUCAAAACCAGCAAGCUACAAUGAACUGUAUGCCUUCUCUUACAAUCCAAAACAAAAUGAGUCUAAGCGGCUGCAAGGCUGGCAGCUCAUUGACCUAGCAGAAGAAUAUAAGCGGAUGGGAGUGCCAAACUCUAACUGGCAGUUGUCCGAUGCUAAUCGUGAUUAUGAGAUUUGUGACUCCUAUCCCAGAGAACUUUAUGUUCCCAGAACUGCAAGCAAGCCCGUAAUCGUUGGUAGCUCCAAAUUUAGAAGCAAAGGAAGAUUCCCAGUGUUAUCAUAUUAUCACAGAGAUAAAGAGGCUGCCAUUUGCAGAUGCAGUCAACCUCUCUCAGGUUUCAGUGCCAGGUGUCUGGAGGAUGAAAAUAUGCUGCAUGCGAUCAGUAUAGCCAACCCUGCUCAUCACUAUAUGUAUGUCAUGGACACUCGACCUAAGCUUAAUGCAAUGGCAAACAGAGCAGCAGGUAAAGGCUAUGAAAAUGAAGACAACUAUGCUAACAUUAGAUUCCAGUUUGUUGGAAUUGAAAACAUUCACGUAAUGAGAUCCAGCCUGCAGAAACUUUUAGAAGUCAGUGGUACAAAAGCUUUGUCUGUCAACAGUUUCUUGUCUGGUUUGGAGAACUCUGGCUGGCUGCGUCAUAUCAAAGCUGUAUUGGAUGCUGCUAUCUUCUUAGCCAAAGCAGUAGCAGUGGAAAAUGCGACUGUGCUAGUUCAUUGCUCUGAUGGCUGGGACAGGACUUCCCAAGUUUGUUCCCUUGGAUCUCUCUUGUUGGAUUCGCAUUAUAGAACAAUCAGAGGCUUCAUGGUUUUGAUAGAGAAGGACUGGAUCUCUUUUGGACACAAAUUUUCUGACAGAUGUGGUCAAUUGGAUGGUGACCCAAAGGAAAUCUCUCCAGUGUUCACUCAGUUUUUAGAAGGUGUGUGGCAUCUCACAGAGCAGUUUCCACAAGCCUUUGAAUACAGUGAAGCUUUUCUCCUUCAGAUCCAUGAACACGUCCAUUCAUGCCAAUUUGGAAACUUCCUUGGAAACUGCCAAAAAGAACGAGAGGAACUAAAAUUGAAAGAGAAAACUUAUUCCUUAUGGCCAUUCCUUCUGGAUGAACAAAAGAAGUAUCUUAAUCCUCUAUACAAUCGAGAUUUUUCUCAGAAACUUGUCCUCUUGGAGCCUAACACAGCGUCCUUCAAUUUUAAGUUUUGGAUAAAUAUGUACCAUCAGUUUGACCGAACUAUGCACCCCAGGCAAUCUGUAUUUAAUCUCAUCAUGACCAUGAGUGAACAAAAUAAACAACUGGAGAAAGACUUUAAAGAACUGGAAGCUAAAAUGAAACAAAGAAACAGGCAACCAGAAGAACUCCUCACUAAGGAACCAUUGCAGUCUGUCCAUCCUGCUUCACCAGCACUUAAAACUUCUCCAAGCUUUAAGAAGGAGCAGCCUCUGUUACCGAUGAAUGACUCCAUUCGGACUAUAGAGGGCAGCAACACAGCAGACAAUCGCUACAGUGAAUACAUGGAGGAGUUGUCAAAAGCUGAGCCUGCUGUUGUCAGCUUGGAGUAUGGAGUGGCAAGGAUGACCUGUUAGUGAAACAUUGAACAGUGCUUCUUUUUUCUAGACUGACUGAAAUACAAGACAGAUUAUUGUGAGGAUGGUCUAUUGCUGCAUGACCAAAAUCUGAUUUGUAUAAUAGUGAGCUUUGUUACUGUAGAAUAGAACAGCAUGCUAAUUGUUAACGAAAGUGUUUGCUGUUCUCUUGAGAAAUAAUUGAAUUUAGCUGUAUUUAAGAAAAAAACGUUGGGGCAUUUAAUGAUCCUUAGUGACUUAACCAAUUAAGGAGUGGUCUGUUUUGGAUUUAACAAGUCACAGUUUGCUCUAGAGUGAGUAAAACAGUGACAUUACUUUAAGAUGUGUGCAUGGAAGCCAAACACAAAUGGGCUUUCAGAGCCAAUUUUAGCUGGGCAGGAAAAACUUGACAAACGUUCUAUUUUAGAAACAAGUUAUGUGUAUAUAUAGCAUACAGUAUAAAUAUGUAUACUCCUAUUUAAUUUUGACUCUCACUGCUAACUUUUGGUGUUUUAAGUGCCAUGAAAAAGUACAGUAUACUUCAAACUAUAAAUAGCUGGCCUUAAAUUUGUCAAAUCAAUUGCCUUCUUGUCCUUGACUAUUGCAGCCUGUAACAUGACUCUUGUUUACAUUUGUAUUUGCUUGAAUUGUUCUUGCUCCUUAAAAUGGGAUCAGAUUUAGGAAAUGUAAAAAAGCCUAAACAGUGAUGCUAUCAGCAAAUGAAGCUAUAAGAAUGUUAAAUCUUACGCUGAAUAUUAUUCUUAUGUUUCCUAUUCCUUUGUUGUUUAAAAUGAUAAUAGAUUGGCCAACUUUUGUCAACCUAGAGGAUUAAUGGAUUGACAGCAUAAUUGAAACUGAUUCAUGUGUACAGUUUUUAAAAUGUUGAAUUGUGGCAAGAUUUGUAACUUGGGCACCAGUGCAAAGGUUUAAAAAUGUGGAGAGGUUUUAUUAAACUAGCACAUUGCUAAUAACUGAA